UGUGUAUGUACGUAAGGGGUAUUGUUAAAUUCACAAAUAAUAUAAUUGCAAUUCGCAAUAGCACUGCCUGAUUAUUAGCACACCGAUACAAAUACAAUGGCCGACGAAAGCAUAACGCGAAUGAACCUCUCGGCCAUUAAGAAAAUCGACCCGUACGCCAAGGAGAUCGUGGACUCGUCCGCGCACGUCGCCUUCUACACGUUCAACUCGGCUCAGAAUGAGUGGGAAAAGACGGACGUCGAGGGAGCAUUCUUUAUAUACCACCGCAAUGCGGAGCCCUUCCACAGCAUCUUCAUUAACAACCGACUGAACACCACGUCUUUCGUAGAGCCGAUUACCGGCAGCAUGGAGCUGCAGUCGCAGCCACCGUUCCUACUGUAUCGCAACGAGCGUUCCCGUAUCCGGGGCUUCUGGUUCUACAACAGCGAGGAGUGCGACCGCAUCAGUGGCUUGGUGAACGGGCUGCUGAAGUCCAAGGACCAGGGAAGCAAUGGACAGGCCCAACGGCACGCGCCGGCACCCCAGCAGAGCAAGCAAGAAAACAAUGCUAGUAUAUUUAACAUGCUAAGCAAGGCGCAGAAGGACUAUAACGCCCAGGUGAGCGGUCAGCCAAAGACCCCAUCGGCGGAAAAUGUGACGGCCGGCAAUGUCCUUAAGUUCUUUGAGUCGGCCAAGCAGGCCACUGCGGAGUCAUUGUUUCACCGCGUCCAGCCGCUGUCUGUAGACCAGCUAGAAAAGCAGCAGCGGGCAGGCACUCCAGGGGAGGAUCUUUUGCCACCCGCAAGUAGGGAUAACCACGAGAACCGGCUGUCGCCCUUCCAAAAGGCCCAGCAACUGAACACUCAGCUUCUAAGCGAGCUAAAAAUCGGAAAGAUCUAUGCUUCGGCCAAAUCUCCAACCAGUGCCCCUUCUUCAUCGGCUUUGAUGGCCAAUGAUGAUGCCGGCAAGUGCUUGCGUAGAUUGCUGGCUGGGGACAAACCUGGCCCGGCGCUCAUGCCGCCCACAAUGUUCGAUGUACCCAACAACGGCAACCCGGAGACCCUGCAGCCCCUUAACUCGGCGCAGUUUGUCCAGGCCUUCACGUACCUUAUCCAGAACGAUAAGGAGUUCGCUAACAAGCUGCACAAAGCCUAUCUCAACGGCUGUUCCAAUCUGCUACUGGACUCUAGCCCAACAUAUCAAUAAACAGAAAUAUUCAACAUUUCCGAAA
Molecule: messenger RNA, 1210 nt
Organism: Drosophila eugracilis
Lineage: Eukaryota; Metazoa; Arthropoda; Insecta; Diptera; Drosophilidae
Gene: DCP1
Product: mRNA-decapping enzyme 1B
Exons: 1
Coding region: 97-1185 (362 amino acids)
Biological process (GO): deadenylation-independent decapping of nuclear-transcribed mRNA; positive regulation of catalytic activity; deadenylation-dependent decapping of nuclear-transcribed mRNA
Cellular component (GO): P-body
Molecular function (GO): mRNA binding; enzyme activator activity
Source: RefSeq, a predicted model, not a curated record